This is a messenger RNA of Psylliodes chrysocephalus, 1110 nucleotides long. The record is from the annotation of a GenBank genome assembly. Lineage: Eukaryota; Metazoa; Arthropoda; Insecta; Coleoptera; Chrysomelidae.
AUGCUCAUAAAUAUAAGGCAGAAUGGGAAUAGAUUCCAGAAUUUUAAUCAUGGAUUCGACCUAGCAAUCAAGGGAUUACUUAUUUUAAAUGUUUGGCAUGUGGAAAAGACUAUACAUUGGAGGUAUGGCGGCGUAAAAAUCCUGAAUGCUGUAAAACAGCAGAAGGCUGUAAAAGAAAUGAAAUUUUUUAAACAGCAAAGUUCAACCGAAAAAACUGUAAAAUUGGCAGAAAUGAGAUUAGCUUCUUUCAUUGUUGAGCACAAUAUUGCUAUAACUGCAGUAGAUCAUUUGGUAUCUGUGAUCAAAAAUUUAAAUCUAGACGAAAAUUCUGUAAAAAAGAUAUCCUGUAAUAGGACCAAGUGCACUGCAUUAAUAAAUAAUGCAAUAGGUCAAACCAGUUUUAAAAUAUUGGUAGAUUUAUUAAAAAAUAAUAAAUUUUCAUUAUUAGUAGAUGAAUCUACCGAUCAUGUUGCAAUUAAAAAUUUAGCUAUCGUAGUACGUCUUAAUAUUAAUUUUAAUAUUACUGAUAAUUUUUUAGCGCUUUUGUCACAACUGCAGACGAUUAAUAUCGACCCUAUCAAGGCUAAACAAAAUCUAAAAAACUUUAAAAAUGUAAUGCAAACAAUUCGUUAUGGAAUGAAUAAAAUUAUUGACAAAAUAGACUCGGAGCUUUUAGAAACAGAAGAUGAACUUGUUCCUCAUAAAAGACGACGGUACCCUCGUUCCGAUCUAUCUGUUUUAACAAAUAGCAAAAUAGAAGCCUUGGAAGUUUGCGAUUCCAUUAUACAACAUAUUAGGACACGAUUCACUCUCACAGGACAUCUGAUAGCCACCGCAUUAUUCAUGAAAGAACAUUUUAUCGAAUACCAAAAAAACUUUCCUGAUCAAUUGCUUUCUGAUACAGUUAACGCAUAUCAUUUUCUAGAAAAAAAUCGUCUAAAAACAGAACUGCAAGUAUUUUACGAAAGAGAAGAGUUGCAAACCAUUUAUGAAGCCAUUCUUCUGUUAUCAUUAGUUUCGCAGGAAGAUAUGAAGUACACUUCUCAAGAAACUAUUAAAAUACUGAAAGUUUUAGUGACAACACAUAUGUCAGCAUCUGAAGCUGAAUAA